GAGCAAAACCCACUUGACACUUGAGAGCUGCUCAUUCAGUUGACACGUGUUGCAUUGGUGUUUCCUGUGGGGGGACACACUCGAACAACAACAAUUGCAGAUUAAAAGUUCAAAACCAAGCUUUUACUCGCGAAGUCCUGAGUAGAAGAACGAGAGCAGAGGUGCAUCAUGGGGGCAUCGUCUUCUGGCUUGUUGGAUGAGGCCAAAAUCAGUCACAUCAAAGGUCUUGUGGACACUGCUUUCAAGAGCUUCAGUGUGUUUUAUCGUCAGCAGUACCCUGUGGCCUAUUUUGAUCACCUACACCAAGAGGUGGAGCCGAACAAAGAGGGGAAGAGCCUCCUGCUCACACACAGGCCUCAGUUUGCUCCAGAGCAGGUGCUGUACCAAGGGAACGUUAAGGUCUCCUGCUUGGAUGAACAAGGAAAGAAAUGCAAAGAGAAAUGCAUCGUCCUAAGAAGAAACUACAAAGUUGAAAUGCAUGAAAGCGUGGAGACAUUCAAUCGCGGUUGUGCAGCUAAAUUGGUCCUCCAGCCAGUGGGGGGCAGCGUGCUGACCACACAGGAGGAGUCCAGGGCUUGCCUGGAGGAAGAGUAUGCUGGGAUACUUAGUGGAGUGAAGGAAGAUUCUUCUUUGGUGGUGCCAUCGCCAGAUGUUUUUGCAGUGUACCUGCACCUACCUUACACCGGCCACACAUGCUUCCUUUUCAAAGAGGAAGAAGAACGAGAUCACUUCCUGUCCGCCCUCAAUACCUGCAUAAGACACCAGAACCUUGACCCCUGGUAUAAACCAUUUUAUGAGAGUCAGGCGUACAUCAGAGCACUCCAGCUCUAUCUUCAGGAUGAGGGGCGCUAUGAAUGCUGGGAAAGCCUACUGGGCACCGAGGAGCAGGUGCUGGCCACACAGGUGAUGGAGGGGGUGUUGCCAUGGCUACAGAGUCAACUUCAGGCCAGACUAAGGGGAAAGAAAGCUGAGAGGAUACGUCAGUGGAUGGCAACGGUGCAGGCAACCUACACAUUGGUGCUGGAGCAGCUAACUGCAAGUCUGGAGGCUCUGAGGGAGGAAUGUCGUCAGGCAGCAUCGGCCAAUCAGGGACUUAUUAGAUCCAAUCUGGACCAGAUCAUAUCUUCUCAGAAUUUCCUGGAGCAAAAAGUUCGAGCGUGUUUAUAUGAAGAUGCAGAGAGGGAGUGCAAUGAGUGUGUAGCUCCCUACCUGUCCUCCAUCCUCGAAGUGCUCACUGAAAACAUCAGUGCAGCAAUUCAGGAGAUGCAAAACACUUUCCACACACAGAUGGACUCAGCACUAACGUGCACAAACGGGGGGAAAGAGGCCACAUUGAAGGCCUUGACCACUCUGAGCUCCAUCCGUCUGGAUCGGUGCUACACGCAGGUGACGAAGCUCCAAGACAAGCUUGAAGACUUGAAGGAGCGCUUUGGAUUGAGGAGCAGUCAGAAAAUGGUUCACUCUGCACAUUUAGAGAUGGAGCAGCUGUUGGACAGUGCUGCUUACACUUUAGAACUGUUCCUCCAGUCAUCGGCCAAACUGCAGGCUUCUCAGACGCCUCUCAAAAUGGACCGGGCUAAGGGAAGAGUGCUGAAGCAGCUGGACCACGACAGCCGGGUCAUCCAGCGGCGUCUCUACGAGGAAGCCCUGCUGGAGAUCACUCUGCCUGCUCUCACCAGGAAGAUGGACAGCAAGUGGAAAAGUGAGCUGCAGCAGUUUGAGCAGCACAUUUUCUCUGACUACAGCAACUUUAUCCUGGUUCGUAACAUCUAUGAUGAAAUACUGAGAAAGCUUCUCAGUCAGGUGAUAGCGACAGUUGUCCAAGAUGCUGCCUGUAAGAAGAGUAACAAUCUGCUGCUGGACACUUCAGACCUGACCAUCAGUCAGUACAGUCUGCUGGCACAGACGCCCCCGCGUUCUGCACCGGACAGCCCGGCCAGCCACACACGAGAUGCAUCCUCAGCUGUACCUGAACAAAAGAAAGAACCUACCUCUGAGGAGGAGAAGGAAGGUCCAGUGGGUGAGACAGAGGACAGGAGAGAUGACAAGCCUCGUCCCAGUGCUACUCCGGAUCACAGUACAAUGCUUCCAUCUCCUGUGAUCAUUGUGACACAGCAGUGUGAUGAAUCUACAACAGAGACAUCUUGCAUCAGUGAAACCAGUGAAGGCGUUCAACUUGGAGUCGAGGAGGCAUCGACAACAGACUCAGCUACAGCUGAGUCUAAGUGUGACACGCCUGUUUCAGGAGCAUAUGAAACUGGAAGAGCUAAACUCAAUGACAGCCCCGAGCCCACAGAAUCAUCUUCACCACCCUCCACAGAUGUUCCAGUUGAAUGCGCUCAACCUACAGACCUCAACCAAACAUCAGAGGACAGUCCCAGCCCUCCGGCAUCACCGCCGCCCUCUACAAAGAUCUGCCUUGGGACGCUAAGUGAAGCCAUUGGUAGUGGCUCAGCACAGACGACUGUGCAGCAGAUCACCGACAGAGCUGUCUACUUGACAGGCGAGAUGAAAGACGACUGGGAGAAAGAGAGAGCGAACGAGAAGAAAGAGAAAGAAGCAGCAGAAGAGGGGAUUGAAGAAAACGAAAGCGAGAACGGAAAGGAAACAGAGAAGAAUGGAGAAGGGGGAAUGAAAGAAACAGGGGAUGAGGAGCUUUUCACCACCGUUCAGCCACCUGAGCUGCAGCCAGAGGGCUCCAUUCAGGCGCCAGAGGCCAGCUUGGCUCUAAUCAGAGACCUAGUGACCGAGAUCACAGAGGUGGAGGUGUUAAUCAGCCCCUGUCCCGACAACAGCGUCUCACCCUGAGACAUCAGUUACCAGACAUCUGUACUAAAUGAGGAAGAUUCUGUAUACAGCUAAACAGAAAAAAUAUUUUAUACUAAUGCAUGCCUGUUAUUAACACCAGCUCUUUCUUUUCUCAAUGAAAUUAAUUAAAUAAUAAAGAUACCAUGUUUGUA
Messenger RNA from Betta splendens (Siamese fighting fish), 2960 nucleotides. Its product is annotated as protein Niban 1-like. The transcript is spliced from 14 exons. The record is from RefSeq and is a predicted model, not a curated record. Lineage: Eukaryota; Metazoa; Chordata; Actinopteri; Anabantiformes; Osphronemidae. Bases 169 to 2808 code for a protein of 879 amino acids.